Molecule: messenger RNA, 2929 nt
Organism: Phyllotreta striolata
Lineage: Eukaryota; Metazoa; Arthropoda; Insecta; Coleoptera; Chrysomelidae
Source: the annotation of a GenBank genome assembly
GAAAGUAGUAAGUUUGACGUUAAAAAUCAAGAUAAUUUGUUGAGUUGUUAAUUCCCGUAUAUAGGAAACUUUGUUCCUUAACUUAAGUUGUUAAUUAGUGUGUAUUAUAAGUGUAAAUUCUUUUCUUAAAGUACAAACAACUGUCAAAAGUACAACAAUGUCUUACCAUUCAGGAAGAGUUAGGGGACGAGGCAGAUAUUCCGAUUAUCACAGCAGAGGCCAGAAUAGACAGUUUAGACCAGUCGAAGGAAAGCCCAGUAUUUCCAGUAAAAACAUAUCCAAACACGACAAUAACUGCUGCUCAGAUGUCAGCUUUUCCUUGGACCUCGACGCAAACGAACAAAUUUUUUUCACUAGUCUUAAAGAAAUGUGGAAUAUGCUUAAGAAAAGCCCUCCUGUAGUUAGCAAACUGCAAACAUACUACUACAAUUCUGAUAAUGCUUACAUUAGAAUGUUGAAAUUGGUGUGCAAUUGCCAGGAUUUCUACAAUGCGAAAAACAAAACCUUGCCCAUGUUUAUAAUCGAGGAAUUCAUAGCCUGGAGCGCGAUAAACAGGAGUAACAUAAUAACAUUUUUGACGCCCCAACUGAAAAUAGACGCUUUCAAAAUUUCGCUGAGGCAAAAUUCCGCUUCACUAACCAAAUUGAUCAUAGAGGUGUUCGAAUUCAAGGAAAACAACGAGUUGUUUCUGGAUUUGAUUAGGUGUUUGAUAGACAAAAAACUCUUUAAAGAGGCUUGUCAGUACGCGACUUUACUUAAACUUCACAGCCAUUUUGCUAUUGAAGACUUUCUAAUUCCGUUGGUUUUACAAGAUCGAUUGUUUGGAGUAGACGAUUUCCUGAAGAAUAAUCCUGUACAUCAAACUGAAUUAGUUAGAUUUCUAGACAGUAUUUUGGCGCAGCCUUCCGUGAGAGAUACGAUGGGUGAAUACGUUGCUAAAAGAGGCAUUCCCGAUUUGAAGUACGACAAAAUGCACGCGAAACCUUGGAAAAAGCUGAUUACUAGAUUAGUGAAAAUGUUCAAAUUGCCGUCAGAUUUGACCCCGAAUUUGAAUAAAAGGCGAAACGAAGGAGCGCUCAAUUUUCUUUUACACAAGCGGUACAUCGAAAACUCCUUUGGCGACGAAAGUUGGAAAGAAAUGGUACAAGAGGCCGUGGGGAACGAAGUGGACCUGCAAAAGGAACUAAUAUAUCAAGUGGCUCAUUACGGUGAUCCCUCGGAAGCUCUGAGAUGGGCUCAUCACUACAAUUUGGACAAGGAAUUCUGGCCUCACAGCGUAAAAAUGCUGGAAGAGAACCCGGACGGGAACAGGAUGCAACAGAAAGUGCUACAACAUGAAUAUAUUAGCUGGGAUGACGAUUUUGCGGAGCAAUCCGAAGAACAGCCCGAGUACCACAAACUGGCACUACUCUCUGAUGCGAUUGUUCUGAUAGACGAUCCGACUAAGUUCGAAACUUUCUUGGAUACGAUUUUAAAGGACGUUUGUGUAAUAGGAAUAGAUUGCGAAUGGAAGCCCAGUUUCGGUGGCAAUCUCAGCGAAUUGGCUUUGAUGCAAAUAGCAACCAGAAAAAAUGUGUUCAUACUCGAUAUUAUAAAUAUCGGUAAUAAAUGCCCGCAUUUGUGGCAGGAACUUGGAAAGUUCGUUUUUAACAAUUGUGAUAUAUUGAAAUUAGGUUUUAGUUUAACCGGUGAUAUUCAUAUGAUAAAACAUGCACUUCCAUACCUGAAUUUUACUGUCAAACAAGUAGGAUUCCUUGAUUUAUGUUCGUUUUGGAAAAUAUUAGAGAAACAUCCGGAAGUUAAACUACCAUUUGAAGUACAAAAAGGAGGCCCUAGUUUAAGUACCUUAGUUCACUGCUGUCUGGGCUCCCCUCUAGAUAAAUCCGAUCAAUUUUCGAACUGGGAGAAACGCCCGUUGCGCGACAGCCAGAUAUUGUACGCCGCUUUGGACGCUUACUGCCUCAUAGAAUGCUACGACAUCAUAAAACGUUGCUGCGAAGAGGCCAAGUUUCCGUUCGAAGAGACCUGCUACCAUCUGAUGGUCAACGAGAAGAUGCCCAAGAAGUCUUUCAAGAAAUCGAGCAGGAAAUCCGACUUUAAGAAAACGAAGGAGAUCCCCCAACCGCCCAGUCCUCACUUCGAGGCCGUUCCGGCCGAGAAAAUCAAUAUCGUCUGUGAUACGAUGCUGCAAGGUCUCGGUAAGAAGCUGCGCAGCUGCGGCGUCAACACCGCCAUAUUGGAAACGCACGAAGAUCAUAUGAUGUGCGUUAAAUACGCCAUGGAUGAGCACCGGUACAUCCUUACCAAAGGAAACGAAACUUUUAAAUUGCUCAAAGGAUACGUCCCGGAGGGUCAUUGUUUGAAAAUCAUCGGAGAUUACACCGACGAGCAAAUCAGAGAAGUGCUAGAUUACUACAAAGUGGCCGUUACAAAAGAAAACGUGUUUAGCAGAUGCCAGGUGUGCAAUGGUAAUAAUUUCGUCAAGUUAUCGAGAUCCACGAUGAUGGCUUUGGUCAACAAGUCCGAAACGAAGUACGUUCCUCCUCCCGCUGGUUUGUACGACGACGAAGCCACCGGAUUUUCGAGCGACGAGGAUUAUUACGACGAUUCUGCCACGCAGCAGGUUUCCUAUUCGGACGGCAGGAAAUGGGAUUUGUACCCGGACGAGAAAAUUGACGUAGGAUUGUGUCAAACGCGCCUAGGAGCAAAGAUACAGGUGCAAGCAGUACCGAAGACGCUUCUGGACAAGUACGACUUCUUCUACAUAUGCGAGGAAUGCGGAAAAGUGUAUUGGGACGGAUCGCACUUCGAUAGAGUUUUAACGGGAAGGCUGCAAGGUAUCGUGUAAUUUCAAAUCGAUUUACUCUAUUAGGAUGUUGUUAUUUUAAUCUCAUUAUCGACUACAUUUAUUUAGUAAAAACAUUUUAAC